Pygocentrus nattereri (red-bellied piranha) is the source of this 397-nucleotide messenger RNA. RefSeq names its product chromosome 12 C19orf53 homolog (gene c12h19orf53). Bases 29 to 331 code for a protein of 100 amino acids. The record is from RefSeq and is a predicted model, not a curated record. The transcript has 3 exons. NCBI's taxonomy places the organism in Eukaryota, Metazoa, Chordata, Actinopteri, Characiformes, Serrasalmidae.
UACUCGGAGCUCCUCGUUUCCGUUCGCGAUGGCGCAGGGCAAGCUGAAAUUCAAGGCGCAGCGACCCGGAGGGGCCAGAAAACAGCAGAACAAACCCAAAGGACCGAAGAAAGGAGGGAGGAUCAUCGCGCCCAAGAAGGCGAAAGUUGUCCAGCAGCAGAAGCUGAAGAAGGACCUGGACGUGGCCAUCAGGAAUAAAAUCGAGCAAGAGAUCACUCAGAAGGCCAGCACCAACUUACACAAGAGGCUCAGCGUGCUCAAGACUCCGCCAGCGAAAGAGGGCGCAGGAGGACCCCCGAAACCCAGCACAGCUGCCGGACCCUCCAAAUAACCCCCCCGCUGUAUGCCCAUACACAACUUCUCAGAAUGUAACCAACAUAAAGGACUUUAAGCUGGU